AGAUAUCAAAAGUGUUUGUAUUCGGAUAGGCAUCUGGUGUUUCUAUCCCAUUACGCGUGUCGCUUUUUUCUUACGUUUCAAAUCUACUCGGGUGAAACUGGCACGCGAUCAAAGGGCGCCGAAGGAAAGCGAAAGCUACUCGCGUGCAGGUGCAGCUAAGAAAAGUGGGACCUCGAGUUAUGAGAAAAUAAAAAAAAAACAAAAAGAAAUAGCGUAAACUCGGCGAUAGUUAUUCUUCGUGAACGCGUUAUGCCGCAAGGAUCUCAUAGCUUCUCUGAAUGGAAAGUUGGUUCGCGUAGGCGAUCUGGGUGCGGGGGCGGCGCGAGUCCGAUGAAUCUGCGGCCGCCGCGACUAUACUCCGCAUCAAGAAACGCGCCGCGCGCUCUGAAAAAUUUCUGUUGCACAGGUGUCAGGCAGUUCUUCGCAUUGUACAGUUUGUAGCCGACGUUAUACCUCACGCGAUAUCCUAACUGAAAAUCGAACAAAAAAAAAAAUCAGUGAAUUUUUCGUCGUCAUUAAAAGUGAUCGUGAUUUACAAGUAUUCGUCGAUACGUCGUUAAAAAUUAUUGGGGAGGAGCGACGCAGCUUAGUGUCGUACGGCUGCCGUUAAAGCCGAAAUUUCAUUGUUUAGUCGAUGAUGAUUCACCCGCGUGUCACCCUCUCGCUCCUUUUCAAAUUACAGUCAUCCCGCAGCAAGAUAUAACAGUGAAGUUUUUGCGUCUUCGAUCACCCGUUAUCAUCGAAGACCUAUGUCGUAAGACAUCAGUAAGGAUAAGCGCAUAUAUUAGAGAAGUAAAAAAGAGACAGAAAAAAAAAACAACAAAAACUUAAUUGAUAAAUGGCAACAGAUGUGCCGCCCAUCCUUCUACCGUGCGCGAUAUGCUCGCGGACAUUCAAGCCACAGUCGUUGGAAAAGCACAAGAUCAUCUGCGAGAAAUCGGCAGCGAAAAAACGGAAACCAUUCGAUUCGGCGAAGCAACGUAUCCAGGGUACAGACCUAGCCGAGUUUCUGCCGAAGCAGGGAAAGAGGCGAGUCCAUCACGAGGACAGAUCAUCGAAACCAAAGACAUCAUGGAAACAAACGCACGAUGAAUUUCUUCGAGCUAUUCGAGUGGCGCGCGGCGACGUUGACGAUGCACCGACGACCAGAUAUACGACAUCCGUAGCCCCUACGGCGGCGCCGACUCGUGCGAACGAAAAGGGCACGUGCCCAACUUGUAACCGACAGUUCGGUAUAAAAGCGUACGAACGCCAUGUGGCAUGGUGCAAAGAAAGGGCUACUCGUCUUCCGGUUAGCCCGGCUACGAAUAUCGCCAAGGAACGUCUAGAGGCUCGCAUUAAUUACCGAGCACCUGCGCUCAGAAAUCGACGUCUAACGAACAGGGAAAAAUAUUCACCGGGAUCGGCGAUAAACGUCUUUACAGCGGGAAAAAUGUCGCCACCGGGACCGAAACCCAAGGAGAGCGCCUCGGCACCGAUCUGCUCGAAGGCCAACGAUAGCCUUGGAAAACUGAAACCUGCGGUCGUUAGACGAUUGACACAAAACAGAGGAGAACCGUCGAGCAUACCUGGGCCUAUGAAGUCACGUCUUUCGGAUCGAGAUAACAGGAAUGAACUGUCGUUUCGGGUGGUCCAUCGUAGUUAUUCGAGAAGUCCGCCAAACUUUAAUCUCAUGCUUAGACGUAGAAUCGGAGCGAACGACGACUACGAUCCGUUUCUGGCAGCUGAAAGGCAGAUGAACGAGUUGUUCGCAGCUGAUACGAGCGAUCAAUUUUUGACGGAAAGUCCGGCGUCGAACGGCGAUCGCUCUCCGUCCGGCGAUACCAAAAUUGUUUCCCAAUUUCCGCUUUCCCAUUCCUCGGCUUUCGUUCAAUAUCCAUCUGCAUCGCGGUCCAAUAAACGAGCUUCCGUUAUCGCACCGCCGUCGGAAUUCGACGAUUUCACAUCGGAUUUCUCGAGCGAUUCCACCGAGACAAAUUCAACCGCGCAAGAUUUUUUCAUCAACAAUUUAAACGCUCAAACUCGAGAGGUGAACGACACCGGUAAAAUUCCAACCGAGGACUGCACCAGACGUGUAGUAAUUGACAAGUCAAAGGCCGUUUCCGGCAACGACGUUAACGCGAACUCCUGUCGCGGGAAAACGUUCGUUAGCUCCGUAGAAAAGUCGCGAAAAAUUCUAGAAAAAAUUUCACCGAAAGUAACGCGACCCGCAGUGAACAGGUCACAUUCGGUUCGUUCUGUGCGCGCCACGUCCGCGCCUAGGGCACCGGAACGAAAAAGUUCAUUGAAAAAAACAGUCUCCUCGAAAAGCGAUUACGGUGUUUCGCAAAACACUUCGAAUAACAACAAUUACGCCGCUCUGUCCGGCAGCAAUUUGAGUCUCAGUUCCAUGCUGUCCUCGGAGGCAGACAUCAAAAGAUCGAAUUCGGUAUUCGACGAACUCCUAAGCUCCUUCGAGGACGACGGUUCCUCCUUUCCCUCCCUAAAAUCCUUCCUAAAAAGUGAUUCCGUGUCCACUUCAAUGUCCAGUCAGGUACCAGACGGCAGAUUACGCAACGGGAUGAUCAGCGACGAGGAACUUUCGUCACCGGACAGCUACAAGCGACAGAAUCACAGCAAACUCAGCGCCGAUUCCGCCUACAGCAGGAAUUUAUGGAAGCGGAGUCCUGGUUACCGAAGGAGUAAGGGGCGAGGGUGGAUACCUGAUAAACUCUACCGGCAGUCGUUUCAUGGCGGACUAUGCUCCGGUGGCCAAGGAUCUCGCUUCGAGGGAUGUUGUUGCCAGGGCAAUGACGCUGGAGAUACUGGACGGAAGGUGAUUACCCGUGAGAACGAGACCGACAGAAUAUUGGACCGGCUUUGGACCGCAGGUGAAACAUCGUGCGUAUCGGUUCACGGUGCGAAUCGUUUGGGGGCCAACAGUCUCAUAGAAACACUCGUUUUUGGAAAGGCCAUUGCCGACAAUAUAGACUGCGUGAUGCGUCCCGGCGAACGUCACGGCAAACUAAGUCCCGAUAUCGGACAACAAUCUAUAUGCAGAUUCGACGCAACCCGUUAUGCUCAGGGCGAUAUCCCGGUGGCUGUUCUUCGGGACGAAAUGCAAAGGACUAUGCACAAAUACGCAUCGGUUUUUCGUACCUGCGAUAUUCUUCAGCGCGGUUGUCGGGAAUUAACGAGACUAUACACUUGCAAUCUACCCAAUUUGUGUGUACAAGACUCUUCGUUGAUAUGGAAUACGGAGUUGAUAGAGGCCUUGGAAUUACAAAAUAUGAUGCUUAAUUGCAUGCACAUAAUAUACGCCGCGGAAAACCGAAAAGAAUCGCGUGGUGCUCACGCGAGAGAUGACUUCAAGCAAAGAAUCGACGAGUACGAUUAUUCAAAACCGUUGGAUGGCCAGAAAAAGCUUCCGAUAGAGCAACAUUGGCGAAAGCACACGCUGACUUGGGCCCACGACGACGGAUCCAUAUGCAUUACUUAUCGGCCAGUAAUCGACACAACGCUUGACGAGGGCGAAGCUGAACAUGUGCCCCCAGCGAUACGCAAUUAUUAACAUAUAGAAUGUAGCUUUAAAGUAUGUUACGAGUUCAAUUAUCGUGAUACCGACAAAACGUCAAGAGCAACAAAUAGGUACAACAAUCGUUCGGAUAACGAAUGUGGAAUAGCAGAUGGCUGGUAUAAGAAUACACCGAACAUAAUUACCGGUUAUACUUAUAUAGCUAUCAGCGUCGGUUGCUUUAUCCUCGAUGUACUCAACUGUACGACUUUUUCCUCGAUCGUGUUCACGUUUCAGGUAAUUCGCGGUGUAAUGUAAAAUAAAAUAAUUUUCCUUGACGAGUCAUGUGCCCCCCGUUUGUCCGCGCAUUGUUCGAUCAUGCCUCGGUGCAGAACGAAUCGACAUGAUUUAUCUAAUUGUAAGUCAACCGAUAUAUCGCUUUAUCUGAAAGGUAUAAAAUACAGGCGAUCGCGUUGAAUGCAAUUAUUCAUACAGGCAGCGAUAUGAAUUUAUGUCUACAUUGUAAUCUGGUAGUUUGAAAGGUCAGUAAAUACUAGAAGAUAAGACUUCGUCGGUCUACUUUGGAUGUAAAUCUUCAGGUUCUACUUUCAUAAUAGUUCAGCUGCGUAUACAUUCUUUUUCUAAACCGCAUCGGAUCCUGUGCGAAAAGUUUAUAAAUAUAAAUGUGGUAACUGUAAAGUCUUCUUCGUUUUCGAUACUCGUCCGAUCCUUAUUCGAAUUCGAUAAUGAUAUUCAGGGGCACUCUAUGACUCGUGUAAAAAAUAUAAAUGACGCGAUAAUAGCGGAAUGAUAUAACGUGGCAUGUCUUUUUAUUCUUUCUUUUUUAUCCGAAUCGUUGCAGCAAGUUUGAUUGCGAUGGGCUAUUUUUAAUACUUGCUUCGGUGCCUCGUCGAAUUUUUAAAACUCAUGAAAGCUUUCCUCAAUGCAGAAGCAGUCGCAAUAGCAAUCUGUUGUGUAACAAAAUUUCAAGUAACGAAGCGAGCUCUCGCCUCAAAAUAUAAACGUGUGCAUCCAGUUACAUGAUAGCUAGUGUUGACUUUUUAGUCGACGCUUUUAUAGUAUAUAUUUGUUCUUGAUUUGAGUCAGGUGUACGCGCAAUGGCGCAAAUGUAAAUGGACGUCAGAAAGAGGAGGUGACAAUUCUUUGAUUAAGAUGAUAUGUAAAGCAAUCGCCUCCUAAAAUUUCGAAAGUCUUCAGCUCAAAUGUAAAAAUUCUACAACGGAGCGCUUAGCGCAUCUUUCAUACGUGGACAGAGCAUGCAGCUUAAAUGGAUUCAAAUGAAGGGAUGAAGACCAUUAAAAAUAGUUUUAAUCCAUCUUAGUCAGCAGAUUAAAAUGGAUUAGAGAUUUCUGGCCGCCGUUUUCAUUCUACAAAAUUUUAGUCAAACAUCCAUCUCCCAAUGCGCAUUUUUUUCCUGUAAGGUUGGCCCCACUGGGCGUAGCGACGUCUGCCACUCAGGUUCAGUGUUCACGUCGCCGUACGAGAAGUGCGCGAAUGCACUGUUGGUGUGCUGAAAUAUUCCCCUUGUAACCGAAAAAUUGAUCGAAUUUGUGAUUGAUAUCCCUUGGCAAGUCCAAGAUGAGCAUCAUGUUGAAAAUACCGGGUAUUCUGGCAAAGAAUUUAUCCUCUAAAACGGUU
Athalia rosae (coleseed sawfly) is the source of this 5152-nucleotide messenger RNA. RefSeq lists its product as uncharacterized. Gene Ontology annotation, molecular function: flavin adenine dinucleotide binding; succinate dehydrogenase (quinone) activity; electron transfer activity. The record is from RefSeq and is a predicted model, not a curated record. The transcript has 12 exons. Bases 839 to 3550 code for a protein of 903 amino acids. Lineage: Eukaryota; Metazoa; Arthropoda; Insecta; Hymenoptera; Athaliidae. Gene Ontology annotation, biological process: mitochondrial electron transport, succinate to ubiquinone.